Molecule: messenger RNA, 5027 nt
Organism: Synchiropus splendidus (mandarinfish)
Lineage: Eukaryota; Metazoa; Chordata; Actinopteri; Syngnathiformes; Callionymidae
Product: un-named sa1614
Exons: 27
Coding region: 498-3599 (1033 amino acids)
Biological process (GO): positive regulation of GTPase activity
Cellular component (GO): cytoplasm
Molecular function (GO): GTPase activator activity; protein binding
Source: RefSeq, a predicted model, not a curated record
AAGAAAAGGAAGACAAAAACUGACAAGGAUGACUGGUGAUACAGCCGUUCACCCAGCGACCAGCGACCCACAGGCGGCGUCGCUGUUCUGAAGCCGGUUCCGGGUCCAGCCGGCUCUGGUUCUGCUCUCGGCUCGUCCGCUCUUUGUCAGCUCGUUCACACAGCCGGGCGGCUCUGCGCGCUCUCUGUCAAUGAACCAAGGACUGUUGUGUUUCGCCGGAUUAUUGUUGGUGUUUUGCUGCGGCCACACGGAAGCCUGUUGUGUUUGUUGUGGCCGCUCUCACUGAUCGAUUCAGCAGCGCUAAUUUCCCUGUUAUUAUCCGGAACAACUGCUGGGAUUAGCGAGAUCUCUUGCUCUAAUCGCUGUCAUCCCAUUAUAGUUCGCAUGGGUUUGUGGUGCUAAGGUGUUUUUCCCCUGGCGCUUUUUGUCUUCUCCUCGUUCUGGUUCCGUGCCGGCGCUUCUUCUUGCCACCAUCCGAGCCUGGUCUGCGGAGCGCCAUGCCGGAGUGUGUGUCGGUGUCAGAGUUCGUGCAGGAGGUCCAGGAGGACUGGAGCUCCCCCACCACCUCCUCCUUCACCUCCAAGAUGAGCAGCUGCAGAAACACCGUGUACCUGCUGGAGGAGGCUUUGGACAGUGACCGCUUGCUGCUGGCCAAGAUGAAGAAAGCAGCCAAAGCCAAGUACACGUCAGGACAAGAUCAUGUCAAUCACCUUGAGCAGUAUAUCAAUUCGAUGGAGAAGUUGUCGGUCAACUGUCACUCAAACGGCGAGUCCGAGGUGGGCUCUGCCUUCUGUCGCCUGGCUGACUUCUCCAAAGAGCUUCUCUCGCCCAUGAAGAAGCUGUUGAAGAGCAUGCUCCACAACAUCAACUUCUUCCUGGACUCGCUGGUGAAAGGAGACCUGCGGGAGGUGAAGGGGGAUCUGAAGAAGCCGUUCGACCGAGCGUGGAGGGACUACGAGAGCAGAUUCAAGCAGGUGGAGAAGGAGAAGCGUGAGCUGGCUAGACAGUACGGCAUGGUGAGGAGUGAGGUGAGCGGAGGAGAGAUCGCAGAGGAGCUGGAGAAGGAGCGACGCUCAUUUCAGCUGAGCAUGUGCGAGUACCUGAUCAAGGUGAACGAGAUAAGGACAAAGCGAGGAGUGGACCUGCUGCAGAACCUCAUCAAGCAUUACCACAGCCACAACAACUUCCUGCAGGAGUGUGUGUCCACCACUCAGAGGCUGAAGCAGUACAUGGAGGAGCUGAACGGCAUCUUGACCUCGGUGAAGCAGCGGCAGGACGAAGAGAAGCGACAGCUGGUGUCGCUCAGGGAUCAGCUGCGGCCCGUGGUCCACACAGAGCAGGUGAGAGAACCUUGGUGUUUGGAAUCAAGUGUGCGGAAUGAAGGCACGCCUUUGCUGAGGCCAUCUCCUCAUGUGCAGGACACGUUACCGAAGCAGGUGUACAGCAUGCACCAGCUGCUGGGAGACAAACAGUAUGGGACCGAAAGGAGCGGGUUCCUCUACAAGAAGAGCGACGGUCUGAGGAAAAUGUGGCAGAAGAGGAAAUGCUCAGUUCACAACUGUUACCUGACCAUCGCCCAUGCCACCCCAAACAAACCUCCGACCAGACUCAACCUGCUCACCUGUCAGGUCAAACCCAGUGUGGAGGACAAGAAGUGCUUCGACCUCAUUUCCCACAACAGAACCUACCACUUCCUGGCUGAGGAUGAACCAGAGUGUGUCGCUUGGAUAUCAGUGCUGAGCAACAGUAAGCAGGAAGCUCUGAGUGUCGCUCUGGAUGGAGGGAAGAAAGGAGGAGGUGGAGGAGGUGGUGCGAGCAGUGUGGAGGAUCUGACACGGGCCAUCACUGAUGACAUCAGGCGGAUGCCCGGAAACAACUGCUGCUGUGACUGUGGAGCUCCAGAUCCUGGUUGGCUUUCCACCAAUCUUGGUGUCCUCACCUGUAUCGAGUGUUCAGGGAUCCACAGGGAGAUGGGGGUUCACAUCUCCAGGAUCCAGUCUCUCAGUCUGGACACUCUGGGGACAUCAGACCUGCUGUUGGCCCGGAACGUUGGCAACUCAGGCUUCAAUGAAAUCCUGGAGGCGAAUUUACUGAGUCCAUCUCUGAAACCGUCGCCUCUCAGCCACAUGGCGGAGCGUAAAGACUUCAUCCAGCUGAAGUAUCAGGACGUGCACUUUGUGAGGAGAAGUCACAGCUCCGCAGCAGCGCUGCGAGUCCUGCAGGAGGCCACCAAGAGCUGCGACAUCUACAGUCUCAUUCAGCUGUACGCCCAGAAGACAGACUUGAGUCACCCACUGCCCACUCACAUACAGGAAAAAGGUGAGACAGCACUGCAUCUGGCGGUUCUCUUAGCUGACCGGACCUCGCUGCACAUCCUGGAUUUCCUGGCUCAGAACUGCUCCAAUGUGGACAUGCACACCACAUCUGGCAACACAGCGCUGCACUACAGCUGCCUGCACAACAAGAGCGACUGUGUCAAGCUGCUGCUGCGCGCCCGCGCCAACACACACAUCAAGAACGAGUUGGGGGAGACUGCUUUAGACGUGAGCCGCAGGUUGAAGCACGGCCAGUGUGAGGCGCUGCUGCAACAGGCCCAGUCCAACCAGUUUGACCAUCACGUCAACGUGGAAUACGAGUGGAGGCUGCGUCACGAUGAUCCGUACGACAGCGACGAUGACUUCGAAGACAAGAAUGGCCCUGUGAAGAAGGAGCGCUCCUCCUCCUCCACCUCCUCCUUCUCCUUCUCCUCUCGUCCUUUCAGCUUCAGCCAGUCGCUCUCCUCCUCGUCCGUCACACCGCUCUACUGCGGAGCAGGAGGAGCGCCGGGGGGAGGUGGGGGUCUGCUCAGCGUGGGCAGGAGACUGGCCAUGGCCAUGGACCUCCACAGCCGACCCUCUGGGUCAGCCCCCAGUCCACCUCCCCCUCCACCCUCCUCGCCUGCUCCACCACUGCCCCCUAGAGUCAAAGCACCCAACGUUCCCCCUCCUCCCCCUCCGGGUGGGAAAGACGGAUAUGGGGAGGAAGGGGAUGAUGAAGGAGAGGUCUUCCUCCCCUUCUCAGGAAACUGUAGGUCCCCACCUCUUCCAUCAGCAGCUGCCCACCACAAGAGAACCUAUUCGGAGUCCGGCAAGCAGGACUAUGGUUUGCCCAACAGUCCCAGGAUCUACAGUGGCCCUGAGUCUUCAUUCAAGAAGUGUGUGCCGUCAUCUGCUCUCAGCUCAGUGACCGAACGACCCGACCGAGGUUUCCGACGAGCCGACAGCGACACAAGCACCUCCCACUUCACGUUCGCCAAUCACAAGUCUCCCAAUGGUUCGCCCACCAAUCACCGCUCCCAGAGCUUCGAGGUUAACAGCAGCAGAGGCCCCGCCCCCCAGCCACGCCCCCGCAGAUCACUGCCUCGUGGCUCCUCCAGCCUGCGGGCUCAGGCGCUCUACGACUGCCAGGCGGACCACCACGACGAGCUGAGCUUCUGUGAGGGCCAGAUGCUGGUGGUCCUGGGUCAGGAGGACACCGACUGGUGGCACGGUUACGUGGAAGAAGAACCAGACCAGAGAGGUCUGUUUCCGUCCUCCUUCGUCCAGCUGCUCUCAGACUGACCCUCCACCUGCUCUGAACCGGGUUUCUUCUCCUCGCUGUGUGGUUCUUUCCCAGAGACCUUGAGUCCAACACCAUCCUUUCACCGAUCCGACAGUUGCCGUAGCGACAACUCAUGCCCAUGCCUUCCAUCACCACGGCAACGGCACAUAUGAACUUUUUGUAAAUCUUCGUUGGGGGUCUGCAAAUGAAAUCACUACUUUUGUGUCCGUCACAUGAAUGUCAGUAAAGUCGAUCAGUCGGACUUUUGACUGAUCUGCUGAUGACCUCUGAACGGGUCACAGUAAGCACAAACACCAUUUGACCUUUGAGUCUGUUCAUGUGGUGACACUGCCAGACUUAUCUGGAUCAGAACCGACAGAAGCCAGAUCCUCACAAGAGGCUUGAUGACUGAACUGAAACACAGAGUGAAAAUGAAACGUUUUAUUUUUGCUUCGCAUCAUGUUACGCAUCUGUGAAUGUACAGAGACGCCGACACAUACCAGCACCGUAGACCUGUUUCGCAUGCCUUAGUAAGCACAAAGGAUUGUGGGCUACCAAAGGACAAACUUUAGUUCAGGUGUCUUUUGUCACAAAACAAUUUAUAUGUGACACGACUGCCACCACAAGUGGACUCCGGGUCACGCCGGAUCACGACUGAGGUGCUAACUCUACAUCCAACAUCCUGGAAUGCAAAAAGAAUAUUAAAAAAAAAAAUCAUCAUGUUCCGCUAUGGACCAGCUACUUCUGAAUUGUUGAGUGUUUGUGGACUUUAUCUUAAAUGUUUAAAUCACAAUGAAGAAAAUGAUUCCUGCUGUUUUUGUUCAUGUAUUAGUCUUGGCUGGAAAUGUACCCUCAGAAUACAGUCGUGCACCAGGAGAGCAGUAGCGCCUCCCAGUCAUUCAUGACGGCCAAUGAAUUUCAAAGUGCAUCCGUCCCUUCUAUGUCUAAGUCUACGGGACGGAAUUCAGGAAUUAAAAAAAAUGGUUCUCAUGUUCCAGCCAAGACAUCCAACUAAAAAGCAAUAAACGAUGCAACUUAGAGACAAAACACACAAAUGUAAUUCAGGGUGUGAUUUCUGUCAUCAGUCACUCACUGCCAGUAAAUAAAUAAAUACAUGGAAGAUGAAAACUGAAACUCUGGCUCUGAUUGUCUCGCAAAUUUAAUAAAAAAAAAAAACAGUUCAAGUCUGGUGGUUUUUUAACUUUAUUAAUUUGAGGAUUUCAGUGAUUUUCUUUUUUAAGUCUGGUUACAAAUGAUUGGCGGAAGGUUUGUGAGAUUAAAACAAGUAAACCCCGUCGGUUCACUUCUGACACAAAAUGCGUUGUAGUUCCUCUCCUGUCCUGCAGGGGCGCUAAAGGUCCUUGAUGAGAAAAGUCUAACUGGGCGUACGGCCAAAGAAACUUUCAGUUCAUGGAGAGGAAAAGAAAAAAUAUGGACCAAGACACCAA